AUGCCUGAUAGGCUUGGUCGAUCGUGUAUAUUUUGCGAACGAAAUCAGCGAAGUUCUCUAGCGAACUACGGAGCUUGUAUUCAGUGUGCUUGGAAAAAUUGCCGUUUACACUUUCACGUUUCUUGUGCUGGUGCAGAAGGUUUACUUAGUGAAUUACCCGCUGGUGAAGCAAAUGCAUCUUUAUCAAUUGCUGAAAUAUUAUUUGGAACAAUUGAUAAAAAUAACACUUUAAGUGAUUUUACCGAAAUAUCUAAAGAUAUAAAUCAAAGUUGUGAAAAAGAAUCUCAUAAAUAUCAAUUGAAUGGUUUUUGUUGUUCACAGCAUAUGAAGAAAUUUAUGUCUGAAACUUCUAAUUCGACCUCAGUUCCUGGUAUUGCUCACGGAAACUCUGAUAUUAACAAAAGCCAUAAAUCUCCUACAAGUGAAUCGUCUUGUGAAGUAAAUAUCCAACCUCCUAGACGUCGAUCUUCUCAGUCACGUCUUUCUCAACGAUCACUUAAUUCAGAUUCAAAUAGAACAGAUGAAAGCAGUAAUUCUCACGAUGAUUUUAAAAGUGAUGGGAAGGCUACGACGUUGGAAUGUAAAAGCGAAUUUAAUAAUCAUCAAAAUUCUUAUACAAUACAAAAAGAUCAUUUAUCUAAUGAGUCUCAUUCUUCAGAAUUUACAACAACCGAUUGUUCAAAUGCUAAACGAAUCAAAAUGGAUGCAAAUUUGAAUAAAGAUGAAAUUAGUGAAGCUAUCAAUACAGAACGAGUUCUUACAUCUCCAUCAUCAUCGUCAUCCUCAUCAUCAUUAUCAUCAUCAACAACAACAAUAACAGCAAUCACAACAAAUAAUAAUAACAAUAGCUCAACUGUAACUAGUACAAUUACAUUAUCUCAAAAUUCCACUAUCCCUGUUAUCGCUACUCAGGAAAAUUUACCUUUAAUACUUCCACGUCGUCCUUUAUCAUUACGUGGUUUAGGCAUCACUUGUAAUUCAAAAAAUAGUUCCAUUUUAAAUAAUAUCGCUGGAAUGUAUGUUGAUUCACCUUCAUCGGUACAGCCUACAAAUAAAAUUACAGUCUCAACAAAAUCUGAUCAUUCAAUUCUACCGCCACCGCCACCACCACCGCCUACAUUGGCUACAAUGCAUGAUUUAUUAGAAUGGCAAUGGGAUCAAGCUGGAGCUUUAUUAAUGCAACAAGCUAAAAAUACAGAUGUUGUCACCUUAUUAGAUUGUUUACAUCAAUUAAAAUGUGAAAAUGAUAUACUCGAAGCGAAAUUAAUUCGUCUAACAACAAGACAUGAACAUUUGAAAUCUGUCAAUGCUCGACUGUCGGAUUCACUGGCUACAAUGGAAUCAACCAUGGUGAUUAAUUCACCGAAACAUGAAAUACCUGAACAAAAUUCUACUAAAAUUACUCCGAAUCUUACAAAAAAACUAUCAACUAAUCAUCAUUGUGCCUAUCCUUUAGAUACAAUUACAUCGAAUAAUACAAUCACUACACAAAAUUCACAUUUAUCUACAAUUCUACAUUCGAUUGAUCAAGAAUCGCAUCAACUUCAAUUAUCGGAUAAUACUACUAAAAGUCAUUCACAACAAUCUAUGCCUUUGUACAACAAUAAUAGUAAUAAUAAUCAUAAUAAUCCAUCAGUUGCAAAAUAUUCAACUAUUGAAAAUAAAAAAAUUCCAAUUCUAUCAAAAGAUAUUACUAAUAAUAAUAACACUACUACUACUGCUGGUAGUACAAUUUGUUCAAAUUUGAAUUCUAUCGAUAAAAAUUGUUUGAAUCAUCAUCAUACUACUCAACCAGUAAUAAGUAGUGCUAGUAGUAGUAGUAGUACGUCAUUAGAUUGUUUAAAAUUAUCAAAUGAAACAAUGCACACAACAAAUUUUUCCAAUUUAAUAAAACAUCAAACGAAUACAUUUAUAAAUGAUUCUUUAACUAUACAUACUAAUAAUCAGAUUAAAACAACUCUUGAUUAUUUAUCCAAUUCAUGUUCUUCUGCUUCGUCGCUACCAUCAACUAAUUCUACAUAUUUUACUAAAGGUGUUGAUCUUAAUGAUUUGCAAGAACUAAGCGCUCGUUUAAGUUCAGCUAUAGCUGCUCGACAACCUCAAUCAAAUAGAACUAUCAAUUCAACUAUGUCAUCAUGUCCUCCGCCUAUAUUGUCUAAACAUUCUGGUCAUCAUAAUAAAAGAAAUAAUAAAACACUAAACUCUAAUCAAUCAUCAUCUUCAAGUAAAUUACCUAUACCUCCAUUAACUACUACUACUACUACUACUACCAGUUCAUCAUUGAUUAAUGGCAUUGCAAAAUUGGACACAUUAACUAGUUAUCAAAAUUUUUGUUCUACCACUAUGAUAAAUAAUCUACAAUCUGUAACAUUAACUAAUAAUGUAAUUGCAACAACAACAACAACGAUAACAUCAGCAGCAGCAGCAGCAUCAUUAGGAUUGUCAUCAUCCGUAGCAGCAUCAGCAGCAUAUUCCAAUGAUCAUCAAUCUGUUAUGACACAAUCACAAAAUAAUAAUCCGUUAUCAUUUAUGAUAUUUGCACCACCAACAAUUUCUGAUCUACCAUCAUCGAAUCAUACUACUCUUGCAUCUUCUUCAACAAAUCCAACAAUAAUUACAACGAAUAAACUUAUUUCAAAUGAAUUAACUCAUUUCGACACAUCAUCAUCAAUGAUUGUCACAACCAAUUCUAAUUCAAUCGGUUUAUCUAAAUGA
Schistosoma turkestanicum is the source of this 2715-nucleotide messenger RNA. The record is from the annotation of a GenBank genome assembly. Lineage: Eukaryota; Metazoa; Platyhelminthes; Trematoda; Strigeidida; Schistosomatidae.